Molecule: messenger RNA, 501 nt
Organism: Hydatigera taeniaeformis
Lineage: Eukaryota; Metazoa; Platyhelminthes; Cestoda; Cyclophyllidea; Taeniidae
Source: the annotation of a GenBank genome assembly
AUGGAGGGAGGCGGUUGUCCUGUCACUGUUCAUGAAAAAACACCUGAACAAAUCGCAGAAGAAAAGCUAAGGGCGAAAUAUCCUAAUCUCGUUGCCCAGGGACCAUCAAUUUUGCAAAAACGGCUUAACCGCAACGUAAAGUAUUUUGACUCUGGCGAUUACAAUAUGGCUAAAGCUCGAUGUAACAACUCUCAGAAGGCUGGAAUGCUAAAAGCUAACCCAACUUCGUCUUCUACGAUUCCGGAGGUUCCGGCUGAUGUUAUUGCCGCACAACAAACUGGUGAUACAAUUCCCACGCCUGAGAAUGUUCCGGCGGUACGUAAAAAGGCUGUGGAGUUGCAGCACGAGCUACAGCAUCAAAGUCAUUUGGCCACUACUGUUACUUCCGUCACCAGUGGUGCUGUGACCACUACCCACUCCUUUUCUUCUUCCCGAGAUCCACCUGCCGUUUCUAUCGUCGAGUCGGGCUUAGCUCCCACGAACUCACCGGCUGAGAAGUGA